Pseudocercospora fijiensis CIRAD86 is the source of this 603-nucleotide messenger RNA. RefSeq lists its product as uncharacterized. The transcript has a single exon. NCBI's taxonomy places the organism in Eukaryota, Fungi, Ascomycota, Dothideomycetes, Mycosphaerellales, Mycosphaerellaceae. The record is from RefSeq and is a predicted model, not a curated record. Bases 1 to 603 code for a protein of 200 amino acids.
AUGUCACAGCCAACACCGAAGCAGGCCAACACACCAAGCGCCAAAGACGAGCAGAAGUGCCGAUUGCUCACCCUCCCAGGCGAGCUCCGCAACAGAAUCUACCGUCUCGUCCUCCUCACCGCCAACAACGAGAAAAUUUCCAUAUCAUCGACCGGAUUCUCCCGUCCAGCUCUCACUCGAGUCAACAAACAAGUCCGCCGCGAAACUCUCAAGAUUUUUUACUAUGAGAACCGCUUCAAGACCACCAUCCAUGCUUUCCACCCAGCUUUGCUCAGAAAGUUCAUCGCGUGCAUCUGCACUGCAGAUUCGGAACUCGAACAGCGACUUCUCAGUUACACACUGUCUGUUCCGCUCGACUCGCCAUCCUGGAGCAAUUUGAUGGCUUGGGCGAAGGAGUACCAUGGGAAGAUUCUUCUUGCUAGGCCACAUCCGCCGAAGAAGUUGAGGGAGUUUGAGAUGAGUGAUAUGACUAGGCAUGUGGUUGGGGCUAUGUUUGAGACUGUAAGGGUUUUGAGGAAGCAGCCUUGGAAGCAGGUUGAGGAGGUUCUGGGUGUAAGUCGGCCGACUUUGAUUACGCUCGAUAGGAGGUGGGAGGAGGAUUGA